AUGUCGAAAAGAUCGGGAUAUUUCCAACUAAAGGAACCAUUCGCUGCCAAGAAACCGAAGCUAGAUUUAGAGAUCAUUCCAAGUCAACAGUACAAGCCGCAACCUAGCACAUCUACUUCUAACACGUCUGCGAAGGUCGCUGUGGAGAACGAAGCGUUGAAUCUCUGGGAUGAUGAUGACGACGAAAUCAUUUUGCGGGCAACGCAGGCCGUCGAGGCCGAUAUUACGUUCGGCAAGUUCAGCCGUAGUGUCUCAUCGAGUACACAGAUGCUGUUGGAAGCACACUCUUCGCAUAACAUGACCAAACCCCAGGACAAGCUGUUUGCCGAGUUGCUGGAUGUGCCCAUGUCGCAGAAGGAUGACGAGUAUAACUACCCGGCCAAGGGAAACAAGAUCGACGAGCUUUUCAUUCAAGAGUUCAAUGAAGACUUCAACUUGAAGCAGUAUGAGCUGAUUGAACAGAUUCCACCGAACCGAAGUAGAAUCGAUCCUCCCAAAGCAACGGUGGAAUUUAAGGCACCUGCUCCUGUGUUUAAGCCUUAUACGACAGACAUCGCUACAUCACAUGCAAUCAAGCGGGAAGAAACGCCCUCGACAAGCGGAUUGGCUUUUAAACCCAAAACAGCAACCGUGCCUUCGCAAUCAUUUAAACUUUCUCUACCAAAAGCUACUCCCAGUAGCUCAGCAAAAACGGAGCAGGAAGCAAAAGACUCCGCAUCAAUCAAGCAAGACCGCGCAAAAGAUAUCCAGGUAAAGUUUCUCACCAAACACGUGCAGGAUUUGGAUAAAAAGGUGGAAAACCUGCAGAAGGAUUACCGCGAAGCUUUCGACAAGCUGCAGGUGAAAGAUGGUGAGGUGUCGAUGCUGCGAUACGAACUCAAAAUGGUAAAAGGCACCAACGAUCAGUUGCGGUUGGAGAAGAUAAGCGAGAAGGAAACGAUCAGCAAGGAGUGGCUGGAAAAGAUAAAAGAUCUUGAGAAAAUUAUCAUGGCACAAAAGGCCGAGCUGGACUUUAAAGAUAUGGAAGUAAUGAAUCUGAAAACCAAGCGUCUGAAUAGCUCGAUACGUGUGGCUGAGCAGCAAAGUAAAAGCGUUGAUGCAAAAUCUGCGCCAGUCGAGUUAGAGGCUCCGGAUAAAAAGGCGAACAAUGCUCCAUCGUUCAUCCUUUCCGAUGCAUUGUCAAAGUUAUCCUUUGAUGAUCGGAUGGAUGAUAUCGAUAGGUUCGAAAUUGACCCGCAAGCCUUUUCAAUAUCUCCCGAUGGUGCAGUUCAUGACGGACGAAAGUCACGGAAGUUUUCCAAGCUCUCUCGAACGGAGUCGCUGAUAUCAGAGCAUCUCAUUUCGCUUCAAACUUACCUUUCGCAAAUGGUUAGCAAUGUGAUGACUAGCGGUAGCAAUUCUCCGAUGAGACUGUCCGCGGAAAUGCUCCCGAAAGUUGUCCUAGCAACCGAGAAAGGUUUGAACGAGGUCAUUCAGUAUUGCCAACGACUUGGGCAACAAAAAGAACACGCUGCCAGCCAAUGUAGCGCGGGACAGUUAGUAGAACGUACCGCUGAAGGGUGUUCUACGAGCCGAAUAGACCACUCUUGUGCCAUGAACAUUUUUCAACCCGAUAAACUGUUUGUUGGCGAACAGGCAAUAGUGAUGCGUCGGUUCCUAGCGUUAGUCGCGAUAUUUUGUAGGUGUUCGGCUGAUUUGGUGACCAAUCACUUGUUGAAGAGCGGUCAAAUUUUACAACUGGCAAACAGCUUUAAAUGCAUCAGUAUAACAAGCGUCCCGUAUGAGCUUCACGGUGUGAUUACGGCUGCGGCCACCCUGUUGAACGGGAUAAUCUUUCGCGGUAGACUAUUAAAAACAUUCGGCGAAAAUGGUUCCCAACUAAUGGAACUGUUUCGCUCAAUCGUUGUGUGUCAAACCGACGCACCUUCCUCGCUGGUGGAACUAUCCCAGUUUUUGUGCCAACUAUCUGCUUAUGCUCAGGAUGGUAGCGUGCUUGAAUUGCUUAAUCUGUUAUGUUACGGUCAUCUUCCAACGGGUCAAAGCGAUUCUAAGAGAUUGUACAGAAUGAAAUCGAUCAGCUUUUCAAAAGAAACGUGCACAUUGCAAAUGUUCGCCGCUCUGCUGGAGAGCUCCGUUAGGCAACACGUAACGUACGAACGGUGGCAGUUAAAGCCUCUGCUGGCAAAUGCGGAAUAUACGAUCAAUUUCCUGCGAAAUUCGCUGUUUCGGCCGUCCAACUGGGUGAAGCUAUUUCUUUAUAAAGACGAUCCGACUGGUUGCGAUCUUUGCCACAUUCGGAUGGUGUCGGCAUUCAUAAAAUUGUUUCAUCGGGUGUUAUUGUGCUGGAAUCAACAAACAGUCUGGGAGGAGCAGGAUAUUGCCAGAGUGCACGGGAUUGCUCAGAAUGGAUUGCUGCUAAUGUACGACCUCUUCCAGACGGCAUACCGCAAAAAGUUGCUGCUUUUCUGCAGCCACGAGGUGCGAUAUCGACUCAGGAUAUCGUACGAUUGGUUGAAGAUGUAUGAAAAAGACUUUCGCUUCCAACAUGUACACUCUACCACCCUCGGAUUGUUGGAUAUGCGUUUGCUGAUGAGCGAUCCGCUUCGAAUAAAUUUGGAAAAUGAGAGCAAACAACAGGACGAAGAAAACAAACCGUGCGGAAGAGUCGCGAACUCAGGGGAACUAACAACGCAAGGUGCCGUGGGAUAG
Molecule: messenger RNA, 2709 nt
Organism: Anopheles nili
Lineage: Eukaryota; Metazoa; Arthropoda; Insecta; Diptera; Culicidae
Exons: 6
Coding region: 1-2709 (902 amino acids)
Biological process (GO): DNA repair; DNA damage checkpoint signaling
Source: RefSeq, a predicted model, not a curated record